CUGGAAAACAUGGUACAUAUAAUGACAUCGUGCUCAUCUUCGGGACAAAAAGAAGUCUGGGAACUCACCAAAUUGCUCCUAAACAAAUGCAAGAUACCAUGGCAAUCUCUGGACAUGGCCAAGAUCCUAUCAUGUGCCAUCUCAGUUUUCAAAGCCUCCAAUGGGAAGAGAGACAGCGGAAAAGAACGAUUCUACCAAUUAGUAAUCUCCUCAUCAGCUCAAGUGAUCUGGAAUGCUCAGUGCUGUUGUAAGUAG
Guyanagaster necrorhizus is the source of this 255-nucleotide messenger RNA. RefSeq lists its product as uncharacterized. The transcript has a single exon. Lineage: Eukaryota; Fungi; Basidiomycota; Agaricomycetes; Agaricales; Physalacriaceae. The record is from RefSeq and is a predicted model, not a curated record. The annotation marks the transcript as partial.